Molecule: messenger RNA, 1540 nt
Organism: Ipomoea triloba (trilobed morning glory)
Lineage: Eukaryota; Viridiplantae; Streptophyta; Magnoliopsida; Solanales; Convolvulaceae
Product: endoplasmic reticulum oxidoreductin-1-like
Exons: 9
Coding region: 26-1342 (438 amino acids)
Biological process (GO): protein folding in endoplasmic reticulum
Cellular component (GO): endoplasmic reticulum membrane; endoplasmic reticulum
Molecular function (GO): protein-disulfide reductase activity; FAD binding; thiol oxidase activity
Source: RefSeq, a predicted model, not a curated record
CUUUCACCAUUUUCCCCCUCCGAUCAUGGCUAAAUUCCAACGUGCUUUGCUUAUUGGCGCUCCGAUUGCUGUCUUCGUUGCUCUGCUACUCUUCCCUCUCUUCCACCGCACUCACAAGCCUUGCAACUGCUCUCAGGAGAGUAAUGAGUAUUGUGGGGUUGUGGAGGAUUGCUGUUGUGAUUUCCAGACUGUGAAUCAGCUCAAUGAGGAAGUGGUGUUUCCUCUUCUUCAGGAUGUUGUCAAAACUCCCUUUUUCAGAUACUUUAAGGUGAAGUUAUGGUGCAAUUGCCCAUUCUGGCCAGAUGAUGGCAUGUGUCAUUUGCGGGACUGUAGUGUAUGUGAAUGUCCUGAAAAUGAGUUUCCUGAACCAUUUAAGAAGCCUUUCAAUCGCGGUGAUUUGUCAAAUAAUCUUGUCUGUCAAGAGGAAAAGCCCGAGGCGGCUGUAGACCGUAGUAUAGACACGAAAGCGUUCAAAGGCUGGAUAGUAGAGGAUAAUCCGUGGACGUUUGAUGAUGAGACAGAUAAUGCUGAAUUAACAUAUGUAAAUCUUCAGCUGAACCCUGAACGGUAUACUGGCUACAAGGGUCCAUCUGCUUGGAAAAUUUGGGAUGCUGUCUAUACGGAGAAUUGCCCCAAAUAUCCAUCUACGGAACUUUGUCCAGAAAAAAGAAUAUUGUACAAAUUAAUUUCUGGUCUCCACUCUUCCAUUUCCAUUCACAUUGCUGCUGAAUACUUGCUUGAUGAAGCAACCAAUACAUGGGGACAAAAUCUUACGGUGAUGUAUGACCGUGUCAUGAAAUACCCAGAUCGUGUCAAAAACUUGUACUUCACUUAUCUUUUUGUUCUACGUGCGGUGACAAAGGCAGCAGAUUACUUGGACCAAGCUGUAUAUGAUACUGGAAACCCUGAGGAGGACCUGAAAGCGCAAUCUUUGAUGAGGCAAUUGCUUUAUAAUCCUAAAUUGCGAGCUGCCUGUCCAGUACCUUUCAAUGAAGCUAAGUUAUGGAAAGGUCAAGGUGGACCUGACUUGAUGCAGCAGAUACAAAAGCAGUUCAGAAACAUCAGUGCGAUAAUGGAUUGCGUGGGAUGUGAGAAGUGUCGACUUUGGGGAAAGCUUCAAGUUCUUGGUCUUGGUACUGCAUUGAAGAUAUUGUUUUCUGUGAAUGGUCAGGAGAAGCUUGGUCAAUCACUACAUUUACAACGAAAUGAAGUCAUCGCUUUGAUCAAUCUACUGAACCGGCUUUCAGAAUCUGUGAAGCUCGUCCACCAGAUGGGGCCUUCGCUUGUAAAGAUGGCGGGGGGACAAGUUCCUUCAGUCAGUAAGCUAACUGCAACUCUAUAGAGAUGGUUUAUGUAGUUUAUAAGGAGCUUCUUAUAGGUACACUGAUGUGUUUAAAGAAGAAUCAUAGAUUGUUGAAGAAUUUAUCUAGAAAAAAAAUUGUAGAAUUUGACAAUUGUUGGAAGAAAAGGUCUGUACAAAUAACAGAUGCAUAUUUCCACAAGAAAAACUACUUGUUUGAAGCUAAUGAAAAGUAUACUU